UGAUACACGUCAGUCCGUUUACAUCUGACCGCAAACAGCUAGAACCCGCACGUUUGAUUGACAGGCUCUCCGCAGCGUGUAUAUAAGAGGAGGGAGGCGGAGGAGCUUCAGUCUCUGCAGACUGUGGGUUGAACCAAAGUGGACUUCUUUUUUUUUUUUUUUUUUACGCACGGACCAUUUGGUGAUUACAGAUCCCCUCCGCUUAAAUUCUGGAAAUACGUUGAUUUUCGCCACUUUCUUGGUUUUCGGAUAUUUGAUUGAAUAAAAAAACAAAACAAAAAAAAAAAACUUCAGAGUCAUCAGCAGUCAUGAUACCAAGGGGGAGAAGUCUGUACUUGAUACUCUUAUCACUAAAUUUCCUCCAGGCAUUACCUCAAGAUGGUGAGCAGGAAGAUGUAACAUCGUUUGACUUGUUUGAAAUCAGCCACAUCACGCGUAGAACUCUUGGAGCCAAGCAAUUCCGGGGCCAAAACGUAGAUGCUCCUACUUAUCGCUUCAUCCGCUUUGAUCAUCUACCCCCGGUGAGCAGCCCCAUCCUAAAACAAAUCCUGCAGCAGAUCCAGAACAAUGAGGGCUUUGUAUUUGUGGCCAGCAUACGACAGGACCGAGCCUCGCGGGGCACCUUGAUUGGGUUGGAGGGCCCCGAUGGCCAGCGGCAGUUUGAGAUUGUGUCUAAUGGACGGGCAAACAGUCUGGAUCUGAUAUACUGGGUGGAUGGAUCGCAGAAUGUGGUUUCAUUUGAGGACGUGGACUUGUCCGACUCACAGUGGAAGAAUAUCACACUUCACAUUCACGGAGAAAAUGCAAACCUGUACAUUGGCUGCAGCCUGAUCGACAGCUUCAUCCUGGACGAGCCUUUCUAUGAACACCUGAAGGCGGAGGGAAGCCGCAUGUUUGUCGCCAAGGGAUCCAUCCGGGAAAACCACUUCAGGGGUCUCCUGCAGAAUGUGCGUUUCAUCUUUGACACAUCUGUGGACGACGUCCUGCAGAGCAGAGACUGCGAGGUCACUAAACCAGAUGCUAACAGUGUGAGUGAGGAAGCAGAAAUGGUAGAUGUAAGCCCCUCCAUCACUACUAACAUAAUAGGCCUGAAGACUGAUGAUACAGGAGUCGAUAUGUGUGAACGCUCUUGUGAAGAACUCAGCACCAUGUUUCAGGAGCUCAAAGGCCUUCGCGUUGUUGUCAGUAAUCUCAUUGAUGGCUUACAAAAAGUGACAGAGGAGAACACAGUCAUGAAGGAGGCCCUUGGGAGGAUGACAAACUCUAAAGAGAAAAACAUGUGCUGGCAAGACGGCCGACUGUUUGAGGAUAAGGAAGACUGGGUCGUAGACAGCUGCACCAAAUGUACCUGCCAGGAGUCCAAGAUAGUGUGUCACCAGAUUACAUGUCCCCUGGUUGCCUGUGCCAGCCCCUCAUUUGUUGAUGGCGAGUGCUGUCCUGUGUGUAUGCCGAAAGACAGCGAGGACGGUUGGUCCCCGUGGUCAGAGUGGACAGAGUGCACAGUCACCUGUGGGAUAGGAACUCAGCAAAGGGGCCGUUCAUGUGACGCCACCAGCAAUCCCUGCACUGGGCCUUCCAUCCAGACCCGCAAAUGCAGUCUGGGAAAAUGUGACCGCCGUGUUCGUCAGGACGGAGGGUGGAGUUUGUGGUCACCGUGGUCUUCCUGCUCAGUGACAUGUGGUGAGGGACAAAUCACGAGGAUAAGACACUGUAAUGCUCCCGUGCCACAGCUGGGUGGCAAAGACUGUGAGGGGAGUGGGAGAGAGACUCAGCGCUGCACUGCCCAUCCAUGUCCAAUUGACGGAGGGUGGGGCCCUUGGUCUCCAUGGGCAACCUGUUCAGCAACUUGUGGGGGCGGCAUUAAAAGUCGAAUGCGUGAGUGCAACAGUCCUCAACCUCAGCAUGGUGGAAAAAAGUGUAUGGGCGAGGCCAACGACAGUGACAGCUGCAACACAAAAGCCUGCCCUAUUGAUGGUUGUCUGUCUAACCCUUGUUUUGGUGGAGUGGACUGCACCAGUUCUCCAGAUGGAUCAUGGGAUUGUGGGCCAUGCCCUGUUGGUUUCCGUGGAAAUGGUACCCUCUGUGAAGAUAUUAAUGAGUGUGACAUGGUGUCUGAUGUUUGCUACAAAGUGAGCAGAACGCAGCGCUGCGUCAACACUGAUCCUGGUUUCCACUGUCUGCCCUGUCCAAAGCGCUACAAGGGCAAUCAACCUUUCGGCAUGGGCGUGGAAGCAGCCAAGAAGAUCAAACAAGUGUGUGAGCCUGAAAAUCCAUGCAAAGACAAGACUCACAACUGUCACAAAUCUGCUGAAUGCAUCUACAUCAACCACUUCAGCGACCCCAUGUUCAAAUGCGAGUGCAAGACUGGCUACGCUGGAGACGGCUUCAUCUGUGGAGAAGACUCCGACUUAGAUGGCUGGCCCAAUCAGAACCUUGUGUGUGGCGCUAACGCCACCUAUCACUGCAAGAAGGACAAUUGUCCCACCCUGCCCAACUCUGGACAGGAAGACUUUGACAGAGAUGGUCAAGGAGAUGCUUGUGACAAAGAUGAUGACAAUGAUGGCAUACUGGAUGAGCGGGACAACUGUGCCCUCCUUUACAAUCCCCGCCAGUUUGAUUUUGACAAGGAUGACGUUGGUGACCGCUGUGACAACUGUCCAUAUGAGCACAACCCUGCUCAAAUCGACACCGACCACAAUGGAGAAGGCGACGCCUGCGCUGUAGACAUUGAUGGAGAUGAUAUUUUGAAUGAGAGCGACAACUGUCCUUAUGUGUACAACACUGAUCAGAAGGACACUGACAUGGAUGGAGUAGGUGACCAGUGUGACAACUGUCCAUUGCUGCAUAACCCUGACCAGACUGAUGUAGACAACGACCUGGUUGGAGAUCAGUGCGAUAAUAACCAGGACAUUGAUGAAGACGGCCACCAGAACAACCUGGAUAACUGUCCCUACGUUGCCAAUGCCAACCAGGCUGACCAUGACAAAGACGGCAAAGGAGAUGCGUGUGACUAUGAUGAUGAUAAUGAUGGUAUACCUGAUGACAGGGACAACUGCAGACUAACGCCUAACGCAGACCAGCUGGACUCUGACGGUGAUGGAAGAGGUGACGCCUGCAAAGACGACUUUGAUAACGACAGUAUCCCAGAUAUUUAUGAUGUCUGUCCUGAGAACAAUGCCAUCAGUAUCACAGACUUCAGGAAGUUCCAGAUGGUCCACUUGGACCCUAAGGGAACCACUCAAAUUGAUCCCAACUGGGUGGUGAGACACCAGGGGAAAGAGCUUGUGCAGACUGCCAACUCUGACCCAGGCAUCGCAGUAGGUUUUGAUGAGUUCAGUGCCGUGGACUUCAGCGGCACAAUGUACGUGAACACGGACAGAGAUGAUGAUUACGCGGGCUUUGUGUUCGGCUACCAGUCGAGUGCGCGCUUUUACGUGGUGAUGUGGAAACAGAUUACACAGACGUACUGGGAGGACAAGCCGUCCAAGGCCUUUGGUAUCUCUGGUGUUUCACUCAAAGUCGUCAACUCGACCACCGGAGCUGGAGAAAAUCUCAGGAACGCUUUGUGGCACACUGGCAACACACCUGGACAGGUGCGGACUCUGUGGCAUGACCCCAAAAACAUUGGUUGGAAGGAUUACACUGCAUACAGGUGGCAUCUCAUCCACAGACCGAAGACUGGGUUUAUCAGGGUUGUAGUCUAUGAAGGAAAACAGAUCAUGGCUGAUUCUGGACCAAUUUAUGACAAGACAUUUGCCGGUGGAAGGUUAGGCUUGUUUGUCUUCUCACAAGAACUGGUCUUCUUCUCCGAUCUCAAAUAUGAGUGCAGAGAUGAACUGGAGGUUCCAACAAUGUUUGCAAGAUAACUGAGUCAGGUGGGAGAGAAAAACAUCAGGAGGCAAAAAAGACAAGAAGCUCCCAAAUGUCACAUCACCACUAAAUCCAUUUCGGUGCAAAUUAGACUUUCCAUAGACCUCAUGUUUUGCCUUGAUCCAUCCACUGGAGAGAAAACCAUGGCUGUUUUCACUUUUCCUGGUGACUGACAGGGGUUAAAAAACAAACAGAUGAGAGUGGACAGAUUUUUAGAAGCCUUUGGAGAGAAAUCUGAUUAUAUUUUGUGCACCCAUGUCUACAUUUUUAAAGGAUUCUGUGUACAACCACAAACAUGCUGUAUGUUUCAUAUUUCCUACAGCUUGUGACUCUGUUCUUUCUUUUUGAUACAUCUUGUAGAGCAGCAGAUAAGUGAAAAAUUAUUCAGAUGGUGAUAUCAUUAUGCAAGCAUCAGAUCUGGUUUGAAUAAUCCCCUAAAGUAUGUUUUUGUAUGUAUUUUAGAGAAUAUAUAUAAACGGUGUCAUGGAUCACAAAAGCCAUCAUUAUUGUUUGCAAAAAAAAUGCCACUUUGUUUUUAUUUUUAAAAACAAAUAAUGAAAAUAAGGACUUUUGCCUGUGGCCCUGAAUGAAAACAAGGUGACCAAUAUUUUUACAUAAUAUUUUUAAAUAAAAUACUUAAUUGUUCUGUUAAAUUGCAAUAUGAACAGUAUCAGUGAAUAAAAAAAUAGCCUUUGUCAAAAUAAUGUAAAUUUUUAAAAAGGAGCAAAUUUGAUAUGUUUACAAUGACCGUUUUCGCAUGAGAUGAGGAUAUCUGUAUUGUCUGAUGAGAAGGUAACAAUAAUAAAUUUAUUCAUAACACUUUCUGGAUAAAUACAUUCAUCCUAUCCACUGAUCAUGGCAAGCAGAUGCAUUAAAACAUUCGGGAAUACUUAUUAUUUCCUGGAGCUGUGGACUUUCAGCCACCUCGGCUGUGCACACGCUUCGAGUGAGAUGGUUGGUUCAGUGGGCUUAUGGCUGCACAGGGAAGAGACAACAGUCACUGUGUCCUCAACCCCUUAAACAUGAAUGGAGAUUGUUUUUGCAGAAGUGCGCUGAGCCUGUUUGUAGCAGAGCAUGUAGCUGUAACAGGCUGCAUGAGCACGUGGUUAUAGUGGGAGCUCCAGUCUCUCUGCGAGGUUGCUUUUUUUUUUUUUUUUUUUUUAACAGGCUACGUGUGUGCAGAGCACCUGUAUUUCUUCUACUCAGACUGUGAUUUUACCAUAACUGCAUCAAAAUUAAUGCAGCUAUCACGUUAAAAACAAGCUACCAUGACACAAAAUCACACUUAUGUAAACUCUGCAAUUAAUCUGCAGGUCACAUGCAUUCUGAGCCGUGGGGUGCGGGCCAUACAAGUGUGAUCUGUUGCACAAUUAAUAAGCUACCUAAAAUUCCAAGAUGGCUGUGAUUGCUAAAGAUUACAAGUUGAGAGAGCUGCCCUAUUUGGAUCUAUCUAUCUAGACAGACAGACAGACAGACAGAUAGAUAGAUAGAUAGAUAGAUAGAUAGAUAGAUAGAGACAGACAGACAGACAGACAGACAGACAGACAUACAUACAUACCAAGACCACUAGAUACAUGUAUACCUGCAGACCUGAAAACAUCGUAAUUGACCCCACAAUUGUUGGAAUAUGGAAUAUCUAUCUCAUUUUUAUGUGGACAAAUGCAUCUUGAAAAUGGUGGCCAUCUUGGCUUUUUAGUUGUCUAAAGUUGAACAAGUGACUUUUCAUGAUUCAUGCAAAUUUUGAUACUUGUAUCACAAUUUGUAUAAUUCUGCCCAAAUUUGCAAUUAUCUGCUGCUCUGCUGAGAUGAUGUCAAAACCAAAGCCUAAUCACUUAACUGUCUCACACCCAGUCCUGUUUUCACCAGUCAUUCUGAAUGUGCUUCCAGAGAGAGCGAAUAAGUCAUUUAGGAAGUGCCAAAGAUGUUCAUACUAAGUCUGUAUUAUAAUUCCUUUUUGUAAAUUAUUUAUGCUCUGCUUUUUGUCUUGUUUGCAUUUUUUUUUUUUUUUUUUUUUUUUUUUGCUGGCAUUUGUAAAUAAUUAUUUAUUUGUUUGUUGACACUGACAAAUUGCAUAAUUGAAUUUUAUCACGAUAAUAUUUAGCAUUGCAAGGUUGUUGGUGUUGUCCUGCACUUCUAAUUGUUAUUUUACAGGAAGAGGAAUAAUCAGGCGCGUGUGACCUCUUCCAUCAGAUAAGCUUGGGAAAAGAUAACUGCCACAUAGAGAUUAUCCUAUUGUUUUUUUUUUUGGGGGGGGGGGGGGGGUCCUUAGCUGUGCAGACUCAUGUUCAUCAAAGUGAUAUUUAACGAUGGUGCAUCUGCAACAGUUUUCAGACACAUCUUCAAUGUCUACCAGCAUACAUAAAAAGUCCAAGACUUACUUUCAUUUGAGUGAUUCUGCAUCGUAACCAACAACCUUUUCUUGUGUGAUGGACAAUGUGUAAUCAUAAGACAUUAUCCACACACAAAGGAAGCGAAGAACAUCUCUGCAAUAAUAUGAUAAACUAAACUGUAGCUUCAGCGUUUGAUUCCUAGUAUAUCUAAUGUGCUUUUUACAAUCUGGAUUUCUGUGGCAUUUUUAUGUGCACUGCUUAGAGAACACAGUGUAAGAUCACACCUACUGCACAUGAUGGACUGAAAACAUUUAAACAAAAUACUUAAUUCACUCGUAUCUUAGUCACAAUUUACUCAUGGAUGUGAAACUUUACAGUGUUGAACGGAAUUCAGAUGAAGGUUCAAAGUGUGAUUGUGUGUGGGUUUGACUGCUUCAUUAUAUUGAGACUUUGCAAUGCACACAAUGUAAAUGUUUUUGUAUACUUGUGUUGUUAGAUAUACAUUUUCUACAAACAUUAGUGUAAAAUUGUUCUGUUUCUUAAUAAAUCACUUGUCAUCACA
Thalassophryne amazonica is the source of this 6762-nucleotide messenger RNA. It is a transcript of the gene thbs2a, whose product is annotated as thrombospondin 2a. Gene Ontology annotation, cellular component: extracellular region. The coding region runs from base 309 to 3866 and encodes 1185 amino acids. NCBI's taxonomy places the organism in Eukaryota, Metazoa, Chordata, Actinopteri, Batrachoidiformes, Batrachoididae. Gene Ontology annotation, molecular function: protein binding; calcium ion binding. The record is from RefSeq and is a predicted model, not a curated record. Gene Ontology annotation, biological process: cell adhesion; negative regulation of angiogenesis. The transcript has 23 exons.